Molecule: messenger RNA, 609 nt
Organism: Auxenochlorella protothecoides
Lineage: Eukaryota; Viridiplantae; Chlorophyta; Trebouxiophyceae; Chlorellales; Chlorellaceae
Exons: 3
Coding region: 1-609 (202 amino acids)
Biological process (GO): chloroplast-nucleus signaling pathway
Cellular component (GO): chloroplast
Molecular function (GO): tetrapyrrole binding
Source: RefSeq, a predicted model, not a curated record
AUGCUGGGUGGAUCGUCGAAUGGUGCCCGUGGGUCGGGCUCCGCACCGCCCCCCAUGGACGUCAACGAUGUGCCCCUCAACUCCGAGGCCAAGCAGGACUACACCAAGCUGCAGUCCCUUCUGAAGGCUGGGGACUUCCAGGGCGCGGACGACGAGACGCGGGCGCUGCUCAUCUCCCUGGCCGGGCCCGAGGCCAGGCACCGCAACUGGGUGUACUGGUCGGAGGUGGCGGCCAUCCCUGAGGCCGACCUGAAGACGGUAGACGCGCUGUGGAGUGCGGCCUCCGGGGGUCGUUUUGGGUUCACCGCUCAGCGCCAGGUCUGGACGCAGCACCGGCGGCGCUGGGUGGAGUUCUUCAAGGCCAUCAACUGGGUGGCGGGAGAGUACAACAUGUACAGGAAAUGGCCCCAGGAGUUCAUUUACAGCACAGAGGCCUGCAAGGGACACCUCCCGCUGACCAAUGCACUGCGUGGCACGCGGCUCAUGGAGGCUCUGUUGGAGCACCCGGCCAUUGCAGGGCUCACGAAGGAGCGGGCGGGCGAGGUGGUGGGAGGAAACGGCACCGAGGCGCGGACGCAGGGAUCCAAGCUCCCAGAUUGGCUUUCCUGA